Messenger RNA from Sceloporus undulatus (fence lizard), 6311 nucleotides. It is a transcript of the gene SHPRH, whose product is annotated as SNF2 histone linker PHD RING helicase. Gene Ontology annotation, biological process: protein polyubiquitination; nucleosome assembly; DNA damage response. Lineage: Eukaryota; Metazoa; Chordata; Lepidosauria; Squamata; Phrynosomatidae. Gene Ontology annotation, cellular component: nucleosome; nucleus. Gene Ontology annotation, molecular function: DNA binding; ATP binding; ATP-dependent chromatin remodeler activity. The coding region runs from base 312 to 5372 and encodes 1686 amino acids. The record is from RefSeq and is a predicted model, not a curated record. The transcript is spliced from 31 exons.
UGGAGGGUCUGGUCUCUGUCUUUCUCUCUCUGAGUCUUGUUUUGUUCUUCCGAGUGGGGUUUUUUUUUUUUUUGGUUUCCGUCGCCGCCGGCGCCGCUUUCUUUCCCUUCCCGGUUCAAAGAUGGCUGCUCUGCUUCAUGGAGAGUGUAUCAGGGCCACAGAAAGGGAAGCCAGGAGCCCUCUGGAGCUGAAUAUUUCCCCCUUCAGGCAGGGUUUUCUAAAGGAACACUUUGGUUUUGGACAUUAUUAGAAGUUACCCAUAUGGAAAUAACUUUCUCAGAGUUUAGAGACUCCACUAGUGAAACAUCAAAAUGAGUAGUCGCCGAAAGCGUGCUCCUCCAUUGAGGGUGAGUGAUGAGAAGAAGAAGCAGCUCUGCUGGAAUAUGCAUGAUGACAGGAAAAAUGAGAUGAUCGAUUUAGAUGCAGUGGAUGAAGACCAACCUGUUGCUGGUACAAGCACUUCUUCUGCAGCACUUAUUGUUAUAAAUGAUGAUAGUGUGGAUGAAGAUUUGAUUCACAAAGGAAGCAGACACAGAUCCCUCAGCUUUUCAACAGUUACAGAUGAUGCAGAAGAUUCUUGCCACGUCUUGACUUCUGCAGUCAUACAGUUAAAUAUUGUGAUACUUCCAUAUUGUCCUGAUCCUUCCUGGAAAACAUUAUUUGGGGAAUUCAUUCUUCAACUUCUUCCUGGGCAUUUUCUAAUGGAGAACAUCCAUAAAAGGGCUUUUACCUUAAUGAGAACAGAAUCUAGUGACCAGCUGCAUAUCUGUUUUCAUACUAAAGACACUGAGAAGUUGGAUGAAAGGAAAGAAUCAGUGCUGAGCAGUUAUGAAGAAGACAUCUUGGUUGAAUCAUCUCUGAGUAGUGAAAUCUUAGAAGACUUAAUGUGGCUACAAAAGAAGAGAGUAGUUCUGUUGUAUCAAAGACCUGGAGAUGCUAAAUGUUUAAAGGUUGGAAUAUAUCUUCUUGAAACUGGCUUAAGCAAACUAGAGUUCCUUAGUGACGGUGGUGGUCGAAUAAAAAAGGCCAGUCAGCUCCUUCAGAAAUUGAUGGAAAAAUUCUAUCACUUCAUAAUUCCAGAUAUUUUGGAAGAAGAUGAAGAGGAGUCUGACAGGGAUAUAGAGCGUCAGAAUAUUGAAGAGCUUUAUGACUAUGUGAGGCAUAUACACCAGAAAGAAAUACAGUUUUUGAAGGAGAAUGUACAGCAUUCUGCCUUGAUUCCUGUGCUACGGCCAUAUCAGAGUGAGGCUGUAAACUGGAUGCUGCGACGUGAGAACUUCAGAAAUUUACCUAUCAAUGAAAAUGCCCUCCAUUACUUAUGGAGAGAAUUUAUUACUUUAGAUGGACUAAAGCUCUACUAUAAUCCUUUUACAGGCUGCAUUAUCCGUGAGCGCCCUGUUGCUGGACCUCAGUGGCCUGGAGGAAUUUUAGCGGAUGAGAUGGGCCUUGGGAAAACAGUAGAAGUCUUGGCUCUUAUCCUGACACAUACUCGAAAGGAUGUCAGGCAGGAAGCUCUGAUGUUACCUGAGGGUUUUUUAGUAAACUUCUUUGUUCCACCACAACCUACUGAAGGAAGCAAGAAGAAAAACAUAAAGAAAAUUGAACUCAAAUUAAAGGAAAAAGUGCACUACCCUAGUUUGCGAGUGAUGCUUCUAACAGCUAUAAAAGAAAUGAAUGUAAAGAAAGGAGCAUCAAUUGUAGCAAUUUUUAAGUAUGUCCAUGCCAUAUACAAGUAUGACAUACAGAGAAACCGUCGAAUUCUUAAAAGAACACUAGAAAAACUAAUUGCAGAGAAGAUUGUGGAACAGGUCAAAGGACAUGGCCUUGCUGGCUCUUUCAAGCUGGGUAGAAACUAUAAGGAACAGAAAUGUUGUGACAAGUCCAAGAAACAAAAAAUUCGAACAUCAGAUAGGGUUCAGAUGAAAACUUUGUCAGAUCGUAAAAAUGAAACCAAAGAACUGGGAGAUAACGACUCAUGUUCUCUUAGUGUUCCUAAAUCACAUCUGGCAGUAGACAUUCCAAGAGAUGAGCAUGAUUACUGUACAACAAAAUCAAAAUUGGAUCCUAAAUGUUGGAAGAUUGAAGAAGAUCCUCAGCAUACAUCUGCUGACUUGGAAGGCAACAUGAUUGUUUCUGAAGAUGAAACACAUGCUGUUGACAUUCUUAAAAAUACAAAUGAGACAGAAAAGCAACAGGAUUCCUUAGAAGUCCAAUCUUCAGCCUCUCAAGAACAUGGGAGCAUUUUUGUACAACAUCCAGGUUCCAUUUUUCCGUUCAACACCUCCGAUUAUCGCUUUGAAUGCAUCUGUGGUGAACUUGGCUUGGUUGACUAUAAAGCACGUGUGCAGUGCCUGAAUUGCAAUCUGUGGCAGCAUGCUGAGUGUGUGAAUUACAAAGAAGAAAACCUUAAAAUCAAGCCCUUUUACUGUCCACAUUGCCUUGUAGCAAUGAAGCCAGUACCUACAGGAGCAACUCUGAUAAUCUCUCCAAGUUCUAUCUGCCACCAGUGGGUUGAUGAGAUUAACAGGCAUGUGAGAUCAUCUUCCCUUCGAGUGUUGGUUUAUCAAGGAGUGAAGAAACAUGGUUUCUUGCAGCCUCACAUUUUGGCAGAGCAGGCAGUAGUCAUCACCACAUACGAUGUCCUUCGUAGUGAGCUGAACUAUGUGGACAUUCCUCACAGCAAUAGUGAAGAUGGACGCCGUUUUAGAAACCAGAAGCGUUAUAUGGCCAUCCCAAGCCCUUUGGUGGCUGUGGAAUGGUGGAGAAUUUGCCUUGAUGAAGCACAAAUGGUAGAAUGUACCACUGCAAAGGCUGCAGAAAUGGCUCUCCGUUUGAGUGGGAUCAAUCGUUGGUGUGUAAGUGGAACACCAGUUCAGCGAGGUCUGGAAGAUUUGUAUGGAUUAGUACUUUUCCUUGGAGCUGAUCCUUACUGGGUCAAGUAUUGGUGGGAUCAGCUUCUUUAUCGACCAUACUGCAGGAAAAAUACAGAGCCUCUCUACAGCUUCAUAGCCAAGAUAAUGUGGAGGUCAGCAAAGAAGGACGUGAUAGACCAAAUUCAGAUCCCUGCUCAGACAGAAGAUAUACAUUGGCUUCAUUUUUCUCCUGUGGAGAGACACUUUUAUCAUCGUCAGCAUGAGGUGUGCUGUCAGGAUGCUCUGGCAAAACUCAGGAAGAUUUCUGAUUGGUCCCUCAAGCUUAGUAGCUUGGAUAGAAGAACAGUUGCUUCAAUUCUAUACCCUUUGUUGCGGCUGAGGCAGGCCUGCUGUCACCCACAAGCUGUUCGUGGUGAAUUCCUGCCUUUACAGAAAAGCACAAUGACAAUGGAGGAGCUUCUAACAUCGCUGCAGAAAAAAUGUCGGACAGAAUGUGAGGAAGUCCAUAGACAACUGGUGUGUGCCCUGAAUGGCUUAGCUGGUAUUCAUAUUAUUAAAGGUGAAUAUGCAUUGGCAGCAGAUAUGUAUAGAGAAGUGCUGCGUUCCUCUGAAGAGCAUAAAGAGAAGCUUAAAACAGAUUCAUUACAAAGGCUUCAUUCUACGCACAAUCUGAUGGAGCUUCUUGCAGCAAAGCAUCCUGGGAUAUCACCUACAUUGCGUGAUAGCAGGCUUCAGGAAGAGUGUGAGCAACUCCGUCAGCAUUAUAUGAGUAAAUCGAAUGCAGAAGUUGCUGAAGCUCACCAAGCCUUGCAACCAGUUGUUCAGACAAUCCAUGAACUCCAGAGAAAAAUACGCUCCAGUUCACCUUGGUGGCUGGAUGUGAUCCAGUCAGCAAUACAAUAUGCCAUUGAUGAGGAGCUUGUUCAACGGGUACAAAAUGAUCUAACCAGCAACUACAAACAGCAAACAAAUAAACUCUCCAUGGCAGACAAAUUCCGUGACUGCAGAGGCCUACAGUACCUGCUAACAACUCAAAUGGAAGAGGUGAAGAAAUUCCAGAAACUUGUGAGAGAGGCUGUGAAAAAGCUGGAAGGCCCUCCAUCCAAAGAAGUUAUCGAAGCUGCCACCAUCUGCCAUCUGCGACCUGUAAGAUUGCCACUUAACAACUGCGUCUUCUGUAAAGCUGAUGAACUGUUUACAGAGUAUGAGUCAAAACUGUUCUCUCAUACUGUGAAAGGUCAAAUGGCAAUCUUUGAAGAAAUGAUAGAAGAUGAAGAAGGCCUAGUUGAUGAUCGCCUGCCUACCACAAGCAGAGGUCUCUGGGCAGCAAGUGAAACUGAGCGUUCCUUAAAAACCUUACUGUCUUUUGCCAAAGCUCACCGAAUUGAUUCCAGGGUAGUUGAAGAGGGCAGCAUAUUCUUGGAACUCUUUGAAGCAUGGAAAAAGGAAUAUAAGUUGCUUCAUGAAUAUUGGAUGGUUCUGAGAGAUCAUGUGUCUGCCAUUGAUGAACUUGCCAUGGCUACAGAGCGGCUCAGAGUGCGUCACCCAGAAGAGCCAAAACCCAAUCACCCAGUUCUUCACAUAAUUGAACCACAUGAGGUAGAACAAAACCGAGUAAAACUUUUGAAUGAUAAAGCAGUUGCCAAAUCACAGCUUCAGAAGAAACUGGGCCAGCUGCUGUACCUCACCAAUUUAGAGAAGUCUCAGGAUAAAACAACUGGAGGAGUUAAUCCAGAGCCCUGUCCAAUUUGUGCACGCCAGCUGGGUCAACAGUGGGCAGUGUUGACAUGUGGACAUUGCUUUUGCAAUGAGUGCAUAGCUAUUAUUAUAGAACAGUACAGUGUUGGCACUCGCAGAAGCUCAAUAAAGUGUGCCAUCUGCAGGCAGACAACAUCACAUAAAGAAAUCUCCUAUGUCUUCACUGCAGAAACUCCAAACCAAGAGGAUGAUAUACCUGUGAAGGGAAGUCACUCCACCAAAGUGGAAGCUGUGGUAAGGACUCUAAAGAAAAUCCAGUUCAAAGAUCCAGGAGCCAAAUCCCUAGUUUUCUCAACGUGGCAAGAUGUGCUUGAUAUCAUCGCAAAAGCUCUAUAUGAUAACAACAUGGAGUUUGCUCAGAUCAAUGGAAUUAACAAAUUUCAGGAAAAUCUCUCUGCAUUUAAAUAUGACCCCAAGAUUAACAUAUUGCUGUUGCCCCUUCAUACCGGCUCGAAUGGAUUAAACAUAAUUGAGGCCACUCAGGUCCUUCUGGUGGAGCCCAUCUUGAAUCCAGCACAUGAGCUGCAAGCCAUUGGCAGAGUACAUCGUAUUGGACAAACAAAGCCCACAAUUGUCCAUAGAUUCUUAAUAAAAGCAACAAUAGAAGAAAGAAUGCAAACAAUGAUGAAAACUGUAGAUAGGAGCCAUUCCAGUUCUUCCAUGAAGCAGUCAGAAGCCUCUGUGUUAACAGUAGCUGAUUUGGCAGACCUUUUUUCAGAAGAAACGGAAGAACUUGAAUGAAGGAAUCCAUUUGGGGCUCUUGAUGACAAAAGGGGACCACAAUUUGCAUAUUUUCUAAGCAGCAAAACAAGAUGAAUUAACUGUUCCUGUAGAUGUCACCAAACACUCUUAUUUGUUUGUAUAGAUUGAUAAAUAUUUUUAACUGCUUCCAUUAGGUUCACUGGCUAUGGUUUACUUCAACACAUUAUUUCUGUUAAUAAAUAAAAACAGUUGCACUUUACACAAAAAUUAAAUAAACUAUGGCUUUGUACUUCCAAAGAAUAUGAGUAUCCCACCCAUUUUGAGUUGUUCAUAAAAAUGUUUUCUAUAUGUGACUAGUUGCACCAGAAUGAGGUGGGAGAACGCGCAUCCCAUUGAAAGCACUGGAAAGUGAAUAGGCAGUAUCCAUAUUCAUUGUUGAUUUAUACCUGGAAUUCCUAAUCCGAGAGAUGUAUGAGCACCACCUCUGCAGUGUUCAACUAUACUUUGAGGAAACAAAGGUUUUCUUGACAGUAGAGGGUAUGGAAAUCAUGAAGUAAUUAUUUUCACUCAAACUGUCCUUAGAAUUAAUUAUUUAAAAUAUUCUUGUGUAAACAAAUACUUUUUUUUUUCCUGAAAGGGCUUCUAGUGGUGCUGCCAUUUUAUCAAGCCAGUAAUGUUUUAUCAGUUAACACAUAAGUACUAAUUUUUAACAACCACUUUGGUAUUUUAAAUAAUUUUCUAGGUAUUUAUGCUGUGGUAUUAGGUUAUAGGAAUUGAAUUUUUUGUUUGUUUAUAUUUAAAUGUUUGCUGUUAAUAUCUGUUCUCUUGAUAAAUUAUGCCUUUUGUAUGAUCUUUUGUCUUAAAAAGAUAAGUAAAACUUUUGUUUGAGGGAUUUUUAAAGAUUCUUAAAACUACUGAUUUGUUGACAGUUUGAUUCUUCUGUCUUAUUAAACUGGCAAUGAUUCUUCUUGUAAAUUA